Pezoporus occidentalis (night parrot) is the source of this 1923-nucleotide messenger RNA. It is a transcript of the gene SLC37A2, whose product is annotated as solute carrier family 37 member 2. Bases 98 to 1654 code for a protein of 518 amino acids. Gene Ontology annotation, biological process: glucose-6-phosphate transport; phosphate ion transmembrane transport. The record is from RefSeq and is a predicted model, not a curated record. Gene Ontology annotation, cellular component: endoplasmic reticulum membrane. NCBI's taxonomy places the organism in Eukaryota, Metazoa, Chordata, Aves, Psittaciformes, Psittacidae. Gene Ontology annotation, molecular function: glucose 6-phosphate:phosphate antiporter activity. The transcript has 20 exons.
GGCGAGGCCGGGGCGGGCCCGGGGCCGGGGCGGGGAGCGACGGCCCCACCGGGCGGUGAAAAGCAGCCGCGGGGGCACCGGGAGCUCCGCUGCCGCCAUGAGGGCAGCGCUGGCCCCCGGCAUCCGUCUGCUGCGCGCCCUGCCCCGGGACAGCCGGUACCGUGGCCUGACACUGGUGCUGACCUUCCUCUGCUACACCAGCUACCACCUCUCCCGAAAGCCCAUCAGCAUCGUCAAGAGCCAGCUGCACCCCAAUUGCUCUGCUUUGGACCCAAACCCCCACAACAAAUCCAACAGCAGCACGUGGUGCAGUUGGGCACCCUUUGAUGGGGACAACUACAAGGAGCUUUUUGGAGCACUGGAUAAUGCCUUCCUGGUGGCCUAUGCCAUCGGGAUGUUUAUCAGUGGGAUUUUCGGGGAGCGCCUCCCCCUGCGCUACUACCUGUCAGGGGGGAUGGUGCUGAGCGGGCUCUUCACUGCACUCUUCGGCCUCGGGUACUUCUGGGACAUCCACGUCCUCUGGUACUUCAUUGUCAUGCAGGUCUGCAAUGGGCUGGUGCAGACGACAGGCUGGCCUUCUGUCGUGGCAUGUGUUGGGAAUUGGUUUGGGAAGGGAAAGAGAGGUUUGAUCAUGGGCAUCUGGAACUCGCACACCUCCGUCGGGAACAUCUUGGGGUCGCUCAUCGCUGGUGUCUGGGUUUCCUCAGCCUGGGGCUUAUCCUUCAUCAUGCCUGGCAUUAUCAUCGCUGCUGUGGGCAUCAUCUGCUUCUUCUUCCUUGUGGAGUAUCCUGAAGACGUCGGCUGCAGUCCACCUCUGCAUCACAUGGCCUCUGAUGAGGAGGAUGCUGGAGGAGUGACCACCAAUGGGAAGGAUCCUGAAGCGGCCACCUCCAACGAGGGGUCACUGAGCACCUCAGGCCAGAGCAGCACAGAUCGCACUGACAGCCCCAAGGAGGCAGCUGAGGCGCCCGAAGCCAUCAGCUUCCUUGGGGCACUCCGGAUACCUGGUGUGGUGGAGUUCUCCCUUUGCCUGCUCUUUGCCAAGCUGGUGAGCUACACCUUCCUCUACUGGCUGCCCCUCUAUAUUGUGAACGUCGCUCAUUUUGGUGCCAAGGAAGCCGGGGACCUGUCAACCCUCUUUGAUGUCGGGGGCAUUUUAGGGGGUAUCUUUGCCGGCCUCAUCUCUGACUACACAGGGGGCAGAGCCACCACGUGCUGCGUGAUGCUGAUCCUCGCCGCUCCCGUGCUGUUCCUGUAUAACCAUGUUGGCCAGAACGGCAUUGGCACAUCCAUAGCGAUGCUGAUUGUCUGCGGCGCUCUGGUUAACGGGCCCUACGCGCUCAUCACCACGGCCGUGUCAGCAGACUUGGGAACCCAUGAGUCUCUCAAAGGCAAUGCCAAAGCCCUUUCUACUGUCACAGCCAUCAUUGAUGGCACAGGAUCCAUAGGUGCUGCACUAGGGCCACUGCUUGCAGGGCUCAUCUCCCCCACGGGCUGGAAUAACGUGUUCUACAUGUUGAUAGCAGCGGAUGUCUUGGCUUGCCUGCUCCUCACUCGCGUGGUGGUCAAAGAGGUCCGCGGGUGGUGUGGCUACAUGGCGAGGAAGAGAGGCUCUAGUGUGCAGCUGACAGAGUCAGUGCUGGAUGGGAAGUAGCUCGGUGUGAAAAGACCAUUAGUGUGGGUCUUGCGCUGUGGUUUAAGGAGUUCUGAUGGAUCCCUGUGAGCCGCCUGGAGGGAGCAGAGAGGCUGGAGCACGCCAGGAGCGUGUUCCUCUCGGCAGAGCCGAGGCAUAGCCCCAUGGGCUCCUGCUGCUGCCCUGGGCUGGCUUCGGAGAGAGGAGCAGUCCCUGGGCCUCGGCACAGCAGCUUUUUGGGCUGAAUCUUCACUUUUGGCCAUUUUAUUAAUAAAAAUGUGCAAAGCCUG